Molecule: messenger RNA, 7651 nt
Organism: Megalopta genalis
Lineage: Eukaryota; Metazoa; Arthropoda; Insecta; Hymenoptera; Halictidae
Source: RefSeq, a predicted model, not a curated record
AAGUGAGCGAUCGGUUCUUAACAGGUAGCGUGUUGUACUGGUUACAUAAUGUUAGGGCAAACUGUCUGAUGUAAUAGUUAAAGAUAACGAUGAAAUUAUAAUAGCAAUUGGAUAACAUAAAGAAUCUAUCGUACAGUUAUCGGUGCCUGCAUUCCGCCAAGCAUCUUUUGGCUUCGAUGCAGAAAUCUAAGGACCCUAACAGCAGAAUGGAACAACUCGAAUUUUCAAAUCUUCAAAGCUGCGAAAGCAACAAUUCGAUAUUCGUGAAAUGCGACAAAGAGGGUAACGAUGGGGUGUAAAUAACGGUGGAAUCUAUACAGUAAUACGUACAAACGUGUGUGAUUUUUGUUAGACAUUAUUCUUGAAACUGGACAGAAUUUUCCGGUAGAUCCAGUAAAAUGCACAGUUUUACCGACCGCCAUAAAUUACCUUCGCCAGUUGGCCGUAAGGUGGCGAUAGGUGUCACUUACUUGGAAAGAGAGGAGGAGAAGAGAACGGCGAACGACAGAGAUAGUUGAAAUAAGUUGACCCGUGUCUCCGCGGUCGAGCGCGCUCGUUCUGCUCGAAACGUCCAAGCACGAAAACGUUCGUCGUAAAUUGAGUUACGUCUCGUUGUACGGCUCGAACGGUUGCAUCGUAUAUAGUACCGUGUGUGUAUAUAUAUAUGUGUGUGUCAAUGGUUCGUUAUUAACGGUGCAGUGCGGCCUGAUACACCAGAAGAUAAAUUAUGAUGGUCUGAUCGCAGUUCCAACAUGACUGUGGAUUUCGCCGACUACUUUUGGGGCGAAAAGAAUAAUGGAUUUGACGUGCUAUAUCAUAACAUGAAGCAUGGUGUAGUCGCAAGUAAGGAGUUGGCUGACUUUUUAAAAGAGCAAUCGGCCAUAGAAGAAAACAAUUAUAAACUUCUAACUAAGGUAGCCAAACAAGUUGGCAAUACCAGUAGCACCCAAGGAACAUUUGCACCUGUUUGGGCUGCUCUGAGAGGUGCAGCAGAAAAACUUGCAGGCCUGCACCUGCAGAUGGCCCAGAAGGUCACAGAACUGAUAAAGGAUGUAUCAAAAUAUGCAGACGAAUUACAUAAAAAACAUAAGGCUGUAAAAGAGGAGGAGUCAUCUACUUUGGAAGUUGUGCAAAGUAUACAAAGCAUUACUGUGACCUUACAAAAGGCAAAAGAUAUGCGUAUGCAAAAGGGUCUGGAACUUGAAAAAUUAAAGAAGGACAAUGCCAGUCAAAAAGAGUUAGAAAAAGCAGAAAUUAAGUUCAAGAAAGCACAGGAUGAUUAUAAAAUUUUGGUAGACAAAUACAUGGUUAUUAGGAACGAUUUUAAAACCAAAAUGACUCAGGCUUGCAGGAGAUUCCAGGAUGUGGAGGAGACACAUCUGAAACACAUGAAGGAGUUUUUAACUAUCUAUGCAGAUGUCUUGCAGACUAAUCAUGAACAAGUUGGUCAGGUCCAUAUCGACUUUAAACGUCAGUGUCUGGACAUGACAGUGGAUAAGUUGCUGGAACAGUUUGUGCAAAGCAAAUAUACAGGUUUUGAGAAGCCAGAUAUAAUCGAAUACGAAGAAGUCAUGACAAAUUUAGGAGACAUGACCACUCAUUCUCAAUCAGAUGGUAAUGUUGAGACACCUAAGGAAACAUCGAAAGGAGCCAAUGGAGAAACAGGAGUUGCUGGUAACACUCACAGUUCAAAAAAAGAUCAGGGAUUAAAAGGGGGGGGUAAUCAGGUGGAUGAGGAAAAGGGGAGGGUACAAGAAAAAGAAAAUGAAAGACUGAAUGAAAGGGAUAGAGAACUGUCACAUGCACAAGCCACCAAGGCUUCCCGCCGUACUACCUCGCUACUCAACCUGUUCAUGUCCAACUCCCAGGACAAACAGAAGCAAGCAGGGUCUGGUUCGGCACCUGCAACUCCUCAGGGGAACAACCUGCCUCCUGCUGUUCCACCUCCCAGCAUCUCCAGGAACCCUCUCAGAGGAUCUAAAUUGGUAACGCGUAUUAUGGUUCCUCCACUCUGCACUCUUUUAGAUCAGCAGUGGUUCCUUCGCAGUAGGAGAGAAAAGCGGAAGGGCAAGAAAGCAAAAAAGAAGAAGGAUGCCGUGGAGACGAGCAGCAACAAAGAAGAAAAGUCUGACCUGGAGGACAAGGAGGACAGCAGAAAGUCGGAGACACCGACACCGGAAGUCGACGAGGAUGGAUUCUGUAUUAGACCGAAAUCAGACCCAUGGGAAAAUGAGAAAGGAUUCUAUUCCAGCUCGGAUACAGACUCUGAGGAUGAGAGGGAGAGGAAAAUCAGGGUAGAAAUAAAACCGCUUAGCAAUGGCGGGGCUCCAAUGAGCGCCAGUGUCGACGAGCUGAGGGCAACUGUGGAGAAUUUAUCAUUGUCGCCUGCGCCGACGGGACGUAGAGGAUCGAAUACCGACUCAGAUCACCAUAUGAAAAGGUCUCAGUCAGUGUCACAACAAUUAGGAGGUAAGCCAAGCUCAGAUUUACUUGGCCUAAACUUGUUCAAUCCCAGCAGUACGCCAUCGAGCGCCUCUACGCCAACCGGCAGUCAUCCGUACGCGCCAUUGCAAAGCCCUCCGCCACUGUCAUCGUCACCGACGCCGCAACCGCAGCCGCCGCAAUCCGCACCACCCACGCACUCUCAUUCACGGUUCCCCGAUGGUGACCUGUUCUCGGAAGUGGGAGACAUCACUCCGGCAUUACCCCCUAAGCAAUCCGCUUCUUCCACUCCAACUGGAUCUAUUAUCAUUCCCAGACCACCGUCUCGAAGAGGGGAGGGUCCCUCUCCUCGAGGUAGGAUGUCGCCAGCGACGAUAUCCAGAGCGGAUAGCGUGGCCAGCUUGGAGUUUCGCACAGCUGGUGUCGGUGUCGGCUCCUCUAGGGGACCCUCUCCAUUGACAAUCGGAUUAGCGGAUACUAUUCCUCUGGCGGUAGCCUUCCACGAGAUAGUACACUCUUAUUUUCGGGGUACCGACGAGACAAGAUGCCAGGUGAAGCUCAGCGGCGAUAUGAUGCUGUCGUUUCCCGCCGGCAUCGUUACCGUGCUAGCAAACAAUCCCAGCCCCGCGAAGCUCACCUUUCGCGUGAGGAACAGUAACAGAUUGGAAAAAUUAUUUCCUAAUAAUCAGUUGGUCAGCAUGGACGCCACGCAGACGACCGUCGACAGUACAAUUUUCGAAUUCAACAUGAGUGCCUUAACUACAUUGUUACGUAAACAGGCUGAACAAAAUCCCUCGGCUUCCUAUUUUAACGUUGACAUACUCAAGUAUCAAAUAAAAUGCAAGGAAGGCGCGGGCUCAUGUCCUUUCCAGUUGGUAGCAUACUGGAAGUGCGAGACGACGCACACAGAUCUCAAGAUCGACUACAAAUACAACAGCCGUGCUAUGGCUUCACCGAGUCCUCUACUAAAUCUCCACGUGGCAGCGCCCAUAGACGGAGAAUUCAAAUCCUUGAACAGCAAGCCCCAAGCUCAAUGGCUGCCAGAGACGAACAGAGUACUGUGGAAGUUUACCGAGCUAUCUCAGUAUAGCGAGGGUCACGGCGUGGGCUCCUUGAAGGCGAGGGUCGAACUCGAAGACGGUCCGGGGAACCAAGGAACGAUAUUCACUCAGUUCAAUUGCGAAGGGACCACAUUGUCCGGCGUUGAGUUCGAACUUUUGGGCCCGGGCUAUAGAUUAAGUUUAGUCAAGCGCAGAUUCGUUUCCGGGAAGUACAUAUGCGAUGGAGAUUCCGACCCAAGAACCAGAUACGCCGCGCCCCCAUCGAACGUAGAUUGACGACUUCCAGAAUGGGCGCCUCAGUGGGAGAGUCAGCCCAUUUAAUAUUGGUACAUGUUUGUUCAUUCACUGCCCAUACUGCGACUAAUGUCCGUUCGAACACGAGAACGUCGUGGGAAAGCCUGUUGGAUACCAAAGAACGAUGUGCGACACGAUUUGGAUUGCGGUCUACUAGGCAAAUUGUACAAAAUCCGCGGACGUUGAAUAGAGCUAGUAGAAUGUUGAUUCGAAUGAAUUUCGUGUGAAUAAAUGGCCGAAGAAUCCAGAUAGAUCCUAUCGGAUCCUUCGGCCGUUGAGGAGCCAUGAAUUCACGAUUUAGAGUCGUGAUUCAGAAAACUCAAACGGAGAUACUCGAAAACGCAGUCGGACUUUAACAAGUCACUCGCUACCUGAAUGAAAACGGCGUUCAUGAUAUGUGUUUUAUAUCUUGUAUAUUUUUCAAUUUUCUAUAAUAUGUCCUCGAUUAGAUUGUACUAUUUUUAGUAAACGUUUGUAUAACGAGGUUCAUACCGAGGAGGAUGACGGUCGGAUUCGUUCUGGGGGUGGAACCGUCGGGGAGCAAGGUCGGCUGUUCGCAUAGAGCCUUUGGUGUCCAGCAUAAUUUUCGCCACGGUAUACUCUCGCCAUAUUAUUGUGUCUAUAAUAAUCAAAAUACGUUACGCCUUUUUUUACGUGAACAAGAAAACGAAGAAAUUAAGUAAAGAAAGAUGGAGAUGGAUGGACUCUCUUUCUUUCUGUCUCUCUCAUUUUCUAACUCUCUCUCUCUAUCUAUCUAUCUAUCUAUCUGAAAGAAACCAUCAAACAGUACAACGUCUUAAAUCUAUUGUUAUACAUUGUGUUACUUUAAUAUAGCUACCGUAUUAGUAUCGUUAAGAGAAAGAGAACCAUGAAAGAUCUGUACACGCCAAUUUCGAUUACUUCUCUGUAAAUUUAGCAUUUAUAUUUUACACGAGGUCAGCCGGUCCUCUAUGUGUAUAGACGUGCGAGAGCGUGUGCAGAAAUUGAUUAUCGAACAAAGCAUAAAACGUUUCGCGAUUAAUUCGUUGAUAGAUCACGUUAAGCAGCGGUCUUUGCGUAUACCGAUUGUAACAUAAAACGCGUAGAUUCCGCUUCGCUCCGAAAUUGGAAAGUCAUAGUUAAAGAAUUAGAUGCGGAGACGAAUUCAACGGCGGCAAAAUUGUUCUUCGACGAGAGGAGAAAGCUACGCUGUCCCGCGGGAAGCGUGAACGCUUUAGUGUUGCAACGAUCAAAGCUGUUAGGAUCGCUAUCUAUAGCAUCGCGAAGUCUUCUAAUCGUCGCUCGAUUUCGGCGAUCGGUUCGUCUGUUUCAUGGUCGCGAAUCUAUCCAGUAUUUCUCGGUACACUUAAAAAAAAAACGUAGAGUAACUUUUUCCCCGGAGCCGUUCGCGCUCGGGCUCACCAUUUAACAAUUCUACUGAAAUUUCAAAGGAUGUUGACCCAGUCUUCUGAAAAGCCCAUUCUUCGAACACAGGAAUUAAGAUCAUCUCGCCAUUGAGUUUCUUUUCUGCCACUGUUAUACGUUCAUAAUAUUCUCCGUCUGUAAUUGCAACUGUCUAUGAAUCGAACGCUAGAAUCAGGCCAUUUCGUUCAAAUUACAUGUGCAUACAUACCGACUCGUGCGUGUAUAUGUAUAUGUGUAUAUAAGGCGAAGUAAUAACUCUAUAAGAAUAAGUCUGAAGAACGAAACUCGAUGAUUAUUAUUAUUACUGUUAUUAUUAUUAUUAUUAUUAUUAUAUGAUAGUCCAGCACAUAUGAUGCUUCCUUCAGCGCAGAUGUAGUGUAAUGGGCAACAAGUUAACGAACGCACCGUACAUAUUCGUGCAUAGUUCGAUCUGUGAUUCAUUUAUCAUUUUCAUUCUAAAAACAAAAAAAGACAAGUUGUUUCCAAAAAAAUGAAGCGUCGUUUAAUUUCGAUCACAUUCGAGAUUGUGCCUCAGAAUUGUCCAUCAGUAUUUUAAUAAAAAUAUUUGCGACUUCUCGUGUAAGGGUUUUACGAACAAUUUUAUUGUUACACAUCAUUUGUUUCUUGUUCUAGAAAGUUUUCUCUCGGCGAGCACACACACACGAUGUUUCCAUCCUCGAUCUGUACACGAGUACAUGCGGUACUUGUUGCGAGGUACUCGUUUACCUGGCUCUAAAAGUGCAUUAUGCUUCUUAAUUCUAACGAACCUAGGAGUGCUAACGAUUUCGGUUGGCCGUACAACAAAGUAACAUGAAUCUGCCGCGGUGUAUCUCGUGCGAAACACGAGCCUGUAACAUAAUCAUUUUACCAUUUUUAAGGUAACACAACCAUUGUCGUUCACCGUUCUGCGUCCACUGCUGUAUAUUUUACGGAACUUUACAUUCUCCCGCUUCGCUGUUGUUCUAAACUACAUUGUUUCUCGACAAGAGAACGAAAACGAAAUCCGAAGGUCUACGAAGAGCAAUAUUAAACGAAAAAACCGGUCAUCCGAAAACGCUGAUAGAAAGAUGAUCCACGGAAUUCAUUCUCCACUCGACGUUGCCAGUUGUUGUUUCAAUUUACACGAUCAACGGAAAACCGUUUAGCGGUUUAGACGCGCGUUUCGUUUCUUUGUGUAGCAAGCUAGCUCGAUUGAAUUUUUAUUCGCGAUAUCGUUGAUCGAUCAUAUCUCGGAGCAAAGAACGAGAUCCGUCGUUGAUAGAAGGUAACGGAGUGGCAAACGGACCUGUACGCUGCCGUCUAGAACUAUCCGGACAUUGUCGAUAUCGCUAAAACAUUAGUUUGUCUCUCUAUUGAGUAUUAUUGUAUUGAUUUAUACAUUGUCACUGAACCGUACAAGCAAAAUUUAUUAACGAUGUUGGUCAAAUUCUUGUAGGUAGUUAAAUUUAUCUACUAGUUCGACAUUUAUACUAAUUUAAUUAAUUCAAGGCAAAAUCAGUCAUGAACUGGUUUAAAAUUAGACACCUUUAUAACAAGUUUUGCUGGAUGUCCGGAUAUUGAUGAGCGGUAGCACAUGCGGAUAUAUAUGUAUAUAUUUAUUUAUAUUUAUAUUGUGAUUUAUAUAAAUAUAGAUAAAUAUGUAUAACGAUACGACUAACAUGGGGUGGUUCCUGGCAGAAAAAAAUCGACUGAGCUCUCCUGUGAUACGCAGAUGUCACUAUAAUUUCGUAAUAAAUGUUUGUAACGAAACAUAAAUAAAGUUAAUGGGUCGCGUACACUUUUCUUCCCGACUGAUCCCGCGAUGAUCACGACGCGAGAAAAUGGCACUCCUCGAUGACUAAAAAAACCGUGGUUUUAAAUUUAACGAUUAGGGGAAUACGUUCUCGAUCCUUAUGCCGGUGGUACGCCGACAUAGGGAGCAAUUUAUGCGAUCCGCUUUUCGCGUGUACAAUUGCAAUAACGACGAGGAACCGACACGCUACAGGAGACAUCACACGUAUAAUAUACACAGGGUCUCCGAUUUUAAUUUGUAAGUGCGAAUUACCGAUUAAUUACCGGCUAUGUAAAAAAUGGUUCAGAUAGAAAAUGGUAAUUAACUUUGUAACUUAAUUAGCUAUGUAAGUAAACAUUGUAGAGGUCUCGCAAAGAUGACACGUUUCCUCAAAUGGAAUCUAUAAAAUUGUACUAAGCAUAGUGAGAAAUCAUUCACUUGAAGCAUUUUUAAUAGAACAUGUAGUUUACCAGUAAUUCGCAUUUAUAAAUUAAAAUCGAACGCCCUGUAUAUGUAUACAUAUAUAUGUAUAUAUAUAUGACUCUUAUACAUAGUAUAAAUACGCCGAGGAGAAUAAAUUAAUUACAGUAUACAUGUUACACGAUACAUAGGAUGGUUAUGUAAACCUGUUGACAUGUAAUGUCUAUGUUCUAAUAAAGAUUAGGAUAUUUUAUAUAAA